ACCCCAUCCUUAUCAAUAGUUAUCCCCCCCCCUGGUUAUAUUAGAGAACCCCGGUUGGUCGUGUUAACAGCGCAGCGGAGCUCCUCCCCACGUGUCCUGCAGCAGCAACAUGGUCCCUCACUGAUCCUGGUCCUGCUGGUCCUCCUGUCCUGGUACCGCUGCUGCUGCUCUGCCACGCGGAUGAGGUGGCCCGGGCCGAGCCGUGAAGAGUGCAGGUUGGAUCCCUGAGAUCUGCUCCUCUCCUGUGACAUCUCCUUCCUGCCUCUCAGUCUGAUCUCGUCAGCAUGGCCAGCGGUGAUGAAGACGACCCCAUCAUAGAGGAGAUCGACGUUUACCUCGCUAAGAGCCUUGCAGACAAGUUGUAUCUUUUCCAGUACCCCGUCCGACCGGGCGCUAUGACUUAUGGCGACGUCAACCACCUAUCAGCCCGCAUCAAACCCAAACAGCAGAGGGUGGAGCUGGAAAUAGCCAUCAACACCAUGAGUCCGAACUACUGUAACAGUAAAGGAGAACAAAUAGCUCUGAAUGUGGACGGCACCACUUACGACGAGACCAGCACCUACUCGGCAAAAAUGAUGGACAAACAGUCGUUUUCCUCCAUCCAGGCCACCACCAACACCUCCAGAUACGCAGCUGCUGUGUUUCGCAAAGGUGAGCUUCACGUCACCCCUCUGGCGGGGAUCCUGCAGAUGAGACCCAGCUUCUCCUACCUGGACAAGGCUGAUAACAAAACCAGAGAGCGCGAGGCAGCCAACGAAGGUGGAGACUCUUCACAGGAUGAAGCCGAGGAAGAAGCCAAGGCCAUAACGGUGAGGUUCGCCCGUCCCGAGUCGGAGCAGGCGCGGCAGAGGAGGAUGCAGUCGUUCGAGUUCCUGCAGAGGAGGCAGGCGGAGGAGCCGUGGGUCCACUUGCAGCACCACAGUGUUAAAGAUGGACGUUCAGAGCAUGAAAAGCAGUACUUGUUCUGUCAGUCCGGUGAUGGCGCUGAGAACUCAGACCUGGUCAAGACUCCAAAGGAGUAUUUGGCCAUGCUCAUGCCACCUCUUGCAGAGGAGAAAGUCGUGAAAGCUGUUGGUCCCAGCAACGUCCUCUCCAUGGCUCAGCUCCGGACUCUGCCGCUGGGAGACCAAGUCAAGACCUUGAUGAAGAAUGUCAAGGUAAUGCCUUUCGCUAACCUGAUGGGGCUGCUCGCCUCCGGUACCGACCAGACCUCGGUGCUGCGAUGCAUCCAGCAGGUGGCGCUGCUGGUCCAGGGGAACUGGGUAGUCAAGAGUGAUGUCCUGUAUCCCAAAAACACCUGCAGUGCCCACAGCGGCGUCCCUGCUGAAGUGCUCUGUCGCGGCAGAGACUUUGUGAUGUGGAGGUUCACUCUGGAGCGCUCUGUGAUGAGAAAGGAGAUUACGUCUAUUAUAAAACUUCCUCCGGAGGAUGUGAAGGAGUUCCUGGAGCACGUGGCAGCUCCUCGGGUCAACCGGGGCUGGGAGUUCCUGCUGCCUACUGAUGUGGACUUCAUUAGGAAGCACCCAGACGUGGCCCACAGGCAGAACAUGCUGUGGCUCGGCAUCCAGAGCAAGUUGGAAAAGGUGUUUAAUUUCUCUAAAGAAGAUUUUGUGCCAAAGAAUUCCUCUCAGCCCGACCCUGUCCACAUCAGUGGGGACCAGCGUCUGAGGAUGGCUGAGGAGCGAGCAAAAGACACCCACACCUCUCUCCAGAAGGACCUGGACGCCAGACGCGCAGGAAGCGGCAUCCACGUCAAGCAGGAGCCCGCCAGCGACCGGGAGGACGAGCCGAUGGACGCCUCGUCCUCCCACAUUCCCAACGGCUCCGUGAACGGUUACCCCAGCGCCUCCUCGCCCUGCCUAGGCACUAACGGAGGCAGCCCCGCCAACGCGCCGUCCCCGGAGCUGCAGGACUUUGUGAGAAAGACUUUCAGGAAGCACUUUGUGCUGACGCUGAACGAGCUGAAGAGGCUGUUCAACCUCCACCUGGCGUCCAGGCCGCCGGGAUCCAGCAUCUUCCCAUCGGUGUCGGACCACAUGCUGCAGGACGUCGCGCUGCUCUGCCAGUGCAAACAGAUCAUGGUGCCUUUUCCCGCUCAGACCAAAGCAGCUGCCGACGAACAGAAGGUGUUUGGUUUGUGGGACACCGGGGACGACUUUGACAAGCAUCGUCGGCUGCUCUACGACCUGUUCACGAAGAACUACCGCAUCAGGAGGAACAUGAUUCAAACCAAACUGUCGCAGGAGUUUGGGGAAGCGUCUAAAGCUGAGGUGGACCGGCUGCUUCAGGAGUGCUGCAGCAGCCAUGCGGGGAUGUGGUACCUCAAGGGAACGAUACAGUCCUGACCCCGGGAGCCUGCCCCCCUACGGUCAGCGUCACCCAAUCAAAUCCCCUGCCGUAUGUCCGGUGGGAGGGCAGUGGAGAAAUGAGAGCCAAUCACAGCAGCUGGCCGAGCUCUGAGGGCCAGCGACCGGAGGACAAACAUGUCGGCUGUGCGGCCUGCUCAGAACAAGUCCUUUCUCAUUUCGGACACAAACGUCUGCACACUGAUGCAGCAGAAGGACAGAAACUCCCUCACGGCUGGAGAGUCUGAAGAAACUGAAUCUACAAAAAUGAAGAAAUAGCAAGAUGCAUAUGUAAACGGUUUAUCAAUAGAGUUUUUUUCAAUUACGACCUCAUGUUGGAUUAUUUUUCUUACCAGAUAGGAUGUUUACUGUUGAGCGCUUUCGUUCUACUCCUGGUUUUUGCUAGAGAACAUGUUUUGUUUAGUUUGCUGCUUCAUCCCAAAACAACAACAGUAUUUUAAGGCCCUGUGGUAGAAAACUGGUCAAAUAUUGCCCCUUAAUUUGGUUUAAGGAUGUCAAGUAAUCACAAACGGUCAUUCUACCUUUAAACCAAAAGACAAGCUGCAGAAUGGGUGGAAACUUGUGAAGGAAAAUAACCUAAACUUGUCAAAACAAAAGGGAAACAGGAUGCAAAACUGGAAAAAAAAAAGUACCGAUUUGUUUUUGACAACUGUGGACCUGAAAUCUGUUACAGUAACGUUGGCUCGUCAUCAGUUUCUGCAUUCAAAAGUACCCAACGAUCGUUUUCGAGGACCGAGUGGAGUCGGUGGCUCAUGUUGAGGGUUUUUUUUUGUUUUCUUUAAAUCUGGGGUUGAAUGUAGAUUUUAAUUUGAGUGUCUGAUAUUUCAAGAGAAUCAAUAAAGUUCCAUUUUAGAGUAAAGUCACGUCACAUUCGACUCAAACUCAUAGUAAAAACAGGCCAGCACAUGAACUCCAGAUAGAGGAGGAUGAUGUUGCUAUGGGAACAGCGGUUUGUUGUGCUGCUAUCUUGAGCCUCCAUCUAAAGUGCCUCUGCUGCUCCAAGGCAUUCAGGACAAACUCCCACCUGUGCAUGAGAGAAGCUGCUUUAAUUUCCCUUACGGAGAUGUGAAGAAGGGGUUCAACAUUUCACACAAAAUUUACAAUUUCCCACAUUUAUGGGUUGGUUUUUUUUCAUGUUGCUCAAUAAACACAAGUGUGAACUUG
This is a messenger RNA of Cololabis saira (Pacific saury), 3530 nucleotides long. It is a transcript of the gene polr3e, whose product is annotated as polymerase (RNA) III (DNA directed) polypeptide E. Gene Ontology annotation, cellular component: RNA polymerase III complex; nucleus. The transcript is spliced from 21 exons. Bases 285 to 2345 code for a protein of 686 amino acids. The record is from RefSeq and is a predicted model, not a curated record. Lineage: Eukaryota; Metazoa; Chordata; Actinopteri; Beloniformes; Belonidae. Gene Ontology annotation, biological process: DNA-templated transcription.